Molecule: messenger RNA, 1725 nt
Organism: Pochonia chlamydosporia 170
Lineage: Eukaryota; Fungi; Ascomycota; Sordariomycetes; Hypocreales; Clavicipitaceae
Exons: 1
Coding region: 1-1725 (574 amino acids)
Source: RefSeq, a predicted model, not a curated record
AUGGUGUUGCCUUUUGUCGAAGUAUCUCAUCUGCCAUCGGCUACGUCGUUCUUCGCAUCCAUCCUCCAGCCCCUUGGACUUGUGUAUGUCAGUUCAGACAAUACAUCACAUUCAACACGUUCAACCCAGCAGUCAGUGUUGUUUGGCACGCCGGGCCGUCCAAUACUCGAAAUUCGCCAAGCCACGUCACAGGAAGCCGUAAACGGAGCAUCACGUCUUGUAUUCGCCGCCCCAACUAGAUCUGCAGUGGCCAGCUUCCGCCGCCGUGGGGCACAAGCAAAUCCAUUACACUCGCCGCAGUAUCAAGGUGUUAUCGAUGUUGAUGAGCUGUCCGUAAAUGGUAUUGACAGGGCCACGGUCACUGACAUGGAUGGUAACAAAAUCGAGGCCGUGUAUGAUAACCCUGGGCCUUUGGAAGUCACAAGAGGACCCAAAACGGGGACUCGUCAGCAACCUUGGGCAGGUGAAGUUGCCCGCGUUUUGGAGUGGAACCAAGGUCCCAGUAUGAGUAUGUCUUCGACAGGUUCUGGGGUAUUGGCCCAGUCUAGAUAUAACAAAGGGCAAUCGCCUCCUAUAAGGUUCAACGAAAAGGUCCAUCGUUUGGGGCAGGAUCCUUCGCAGGCCAUCUUAGAACGUGAUGGCGCUGCUUUACCAUCUUCCCAGCCCACGAACAAGCAAAUCGGGGGUCUUGGAAACGCGUCCACUGCAAUCAGCACGUCUACGGUCUUUGGGACACUUCUGGGCUUUGCCGCCGGGGCUAUUAUGACUUAUGGUGUGGUUUCCAGAGACACGGGUGAAUCAUCGCAUCAUCCAUCCAGCAGUCCACUUCCUCCGCUGGGGCGUGUCAUAUCAGAGCAGGAAAAUUUGGCAAAGGCCGGCAAGGGACACGAAGAGUCCAGUUCUACGCUCGAUGAUUGUCCUAGGAAGGUAAUCACCUCCCAGCACGACCUCCAGAACCGAGGUUCAUCUGGCCGACUUUUGCUGGAACAUGAAAUUCGAGCCAUGCGUGCACCGAUGACAAGACAGCCGUCUGGGGGCGGUUUAUCUCGAGUAAGACUGCCAGCGUCGUGUGGUCUUACGGGCCGUGGUUUGGCUAAGGCGAGCGUAUCAUCCGAUAUUGGACGUCAACGCCAUGAACCAGCCAACCCUUGCAACCGCGCAAGUGACAUGUUUGUCAGCGAUGUGGAAAUUGCAGCAGCAAUUGCCAGUGACCAUGUUGCUCCAAGCCAUACGACCCGAAAGACCCAACGAAGCAUAGCUUCAACUGCAGUGCCCUCGAGUGAACCACGAACAUUGCCAAUAUCACAGUUGCAAGUACCUUUGGGGGUUUCAUCGCCGUUGCCAACGGCGAUGUUCGAUUCUGAUCGGGAGACCUAUGUGUCUGCUCGGACUCAUGGGUCCUUUGCCUCCUUUGGUCAAGCAAUGCAGCAUGCCAACUCUAACCCAACAACAUUCGAGCUUUUCGGGGCCGGCCUGGGGGGGCCAUUAUCUUCAGGUCGUGAUCUGGAGCAUCGGAGUGCUGUUCGGAGUUGUAUCUCUGCCAGACGGGCUCCUUUGCCAAGGAGUACUGUCAGCAGCUAUGCAUCUGCUAGGGAUGUGCCUCUGCCAGCCAGUCGAGUGGGGUUAAGUCAUGCUAGCUGGACAGGCGACAGCGACAACAUCGCGCCCAGCGACAGCAUCAGUUGUGUUGGGCGAGAUAGGAGACAAGAAGACAUUUGCGGGUGA